This is a messenger RNA of Williopsis jadinii, 1711 nucleotides long. RefSeq lists its product as uncharacterized. Lineage: Eukaryota; Fungi; Ascomycota; Saccharomycetes; Phaffomycetales; Wickerhamomycetaceae. The coding region runs from base 1 to 1317 and encodes 438 amino acids. The record is from RefSeq and is a predicted model, not a curated record. The transcript has a single exon.
AUGAGACUAUUUCAACUCGAACAGAAACAGCUCUUAGUUGUGAAACAACUCUUAAUUGUGAUACCAAUGUUGUCAGUCUUGUCAACAGCGCUCAUAACUGCAGACUAUACACCUGAUAAUUGUGAUGUGACUUCAGCUACAAAGAAGAGCACUUCGUGGAUUCCGUAUACAGGAUUGAAACUACUCAGAGAAGUCGUUUUCAGAGACGAUUCAGUCCGCAGAUACAUGUCCUCAUCUCAAUGCGAUAAAGGUGAGUUGGAGGCACAAACGAUCUCUGGAACUGGUGAUGAGGCAGAUGUGGCAUGGGGGAUGCCAAUGUGUUUCUUUAGUGAAAGGAGAAUAGUCGUUGAUGACCCGAAGAAGCAUAUGAAGCCCAGAUAUAGAAACAUUUCACUCAGUGACCUUCCAAAAUUGCCUCAUUCAAGAAACCCACUUGCCAAACCACCACAGGUCUUGAGCUUAGAACCAAGGUCCCUUAGUGAUAAGUUACAAGAUUUAUUGGAACAAUUGAGUCGAGAUGGACAGCUCGUGGAGCAUACACAGGGUUCAUUGGUUUCCAAAUUACAAGACCUAAAAGUGAUUUCGUACAACAACCUAACACAGGAUGACGUUAACCAAUUGAAAUGUUUCAAGAUGGCUAGAAGAAAGAAAUAUUCACUGAGGAAUAAAACAUUGUACUCUCCAAACACAUGGGUUGGAGGGUUGUUCGAAUGCCAUGUUUCAGAAAGUGAAAAGUUGAGAUAUUUAGCAAGUUUGAAGAGUGCGGGUAGUAAAACUACACCAGCCAUUCCAUUCCAAAUAUCGUGUAACAGUUCCAAGCCACUACUUCCCUUGAUUGCAGAUGAUGCCACGUCAAUUUCUGCAUCUUUGGACGAUGAUCGUUUGUUAAAGUUGAGAAUUCCAUAUUUACUCACACCUGCAGUCUCACCUUUGGAAACUUUGAAAUUAGGUGGUAAACUUCCCCAGCUCAACAAGUUUCAACCCAGUGAUGUUAAUAACGAUUCAUCUCUGUACAACGAUGAAAAGUGGUAUGAAGGCAUUAGUGCAAGUGAAGACUACCACUAUUCUCCAGAAGAUGGAGAAAAGGUGCUAAAAGCGUUAAGACAUUCUAAAAGCCUUGUUGAAGACCUCUUGAAGCACAGAGAAGAUGCAAAUAUUAGACUGUUGUUUCAACAGGAUGAUAUAGAAUUGAAACUGAUUUAUCUGUUAUCAAAGUUGGACAAUGCAGAAACUUCUUUACAAUUUCUAAAGUCACUACAACAGCCAUGGGAUGAGCUCACUCUAUCAGAGGAGAGAUUUCACUAUUCCAACUUCUAGCUUUUUUUAAUGCACAAUAUAGAUGAUGCAUAUUUUAAUCCAGAGAAUACACUUUAAUGUUUAAAUUUAUAAUUUGGGAGGCUACCAAGCCCAUGGUGAAAUUGGUGACAAGUAUAUAAGGACUGAUGUUGGUUGACUUCUUCUCUUUCUUGGUUUCCCCUGGUUCGUGGUUGUAGCCUACACCGACUUUUAACUAUGGACCAAAUUAACGAACUCACGAAGAAAGCUAUGGAAAAAGGUGAAGAGCUCUCCAAGAAUAUCAUGGAACAUGGUAAAAACUUUACAUCUGGUGGCUCCAAGACAAAGGAUGAUGCUUUGAAAAAUGGUGGAAAGAUGAAUGAUGCUGCCAAAGAUACUGCUAGCAAGGCUACAACGGAAUGAAUAUGUUAUGCAC